This is a messenger RNA of Octopus sinensis (East Asian common octopus), 1696 nucleotides long. RefSeq names its product torsin-1A. The record is from RefSeq and is a predicted model, not a curated record. The transcript is spliced from 2 exons. Gene Ontology annotation, molecular function: ATP binding; ATP hydrolysis activity. Gene Ontology annotation, biological process: cellular response to misfolded protein. Lineage: Eukaryota; Metazoa; Mollusca; Cephalopoda; Octopoda; Octopodidae. Bases 604 to 1539 code for a protein of 311 amino acids.
GUAGUUUCUAAUUCCUUUAAAAGGCCUAGUGCCCGAUAAAGGUUUAACUAGAGUAACUUAUUAUCAAAUUACAAAAUAUUAGCUACGAUCAGAUAUUUUUUUUUCCUCGAGUGUAUAUUUAUUUUUCCUUUAAUACUUAACUAGUUCAGCGGUACACAAAUGGAUAUAUACGCCUAAUAGGCAUAUAGUUACACAAAUGUACAGAAUACGAACACCUUGUGUUUAGUGUUACUGUUACACUGAAAUGGGUUAAACUAAAUGUUUGAUGCACCUCUCCAAUUAAAUCAAAUAGUUCAAUACCACAGAAAGUUAUGAAAAUGGAAAAUAUAUACAAUCUGAAGAAGCUCCAUAUUUCGUAAAGGACCCGUUCGCACCUUGGAAAAGAAAUCACAUCGGCGAUCUUCCCCCUCUUGAUGUUUUCAUAGCGAAAUAUCGAGCAAUUGGUGUUUAUCCCCUUUGAACUUGCCAAGCAGUUGCUGUGAUCACUUGAAAACCAUACUACUUUGGAUGUCUUGAGAAAGUAGUCCUAAUUGUUUUGAUGUUAAGUUUGGGAGAUUUUCACGUUCCCCCUUCAUCAUAAACUCUCUGACCAGAUAACCAGCAAUGUGGUUUGUUUCUUUCUUAAUUUUCAACUUCUUGUUGCAACAAGGUUUAUGCCUCAACCCAUUGUGUUAUGUAAUAGACUGCUGUACUAGGAGCAUUACUUUGAAUCCAGAACAGUUAAAACUUGACCUGAGAACUAUGCUUCAUGGUCAACAUUUAGCUUGGGAAACAGUUGCUAAUCAUGUCAUUUCCCACUUUUCAGAGCAGACACCCAUGAAAGCUUUAGUACUGUCGUUUCACGGAGAGACUGGAACAGGUAAAAAUUAUGCAAGUGAAAUUGUAGUUAAAAAUAUAUUCCGUAUAGGGAUGAAAAGUAGUUUUGUGCAUGUCUAUCAUGCUGCAGUUCAUUUCCCUCAUGUAUCCAUGUCUCAUAUUUAUAUUGAAAAGUUAAAGACUGAAAUUAAAAAUGCUGUUUAUUUAUGUCCAAGAGCAGUUUUUAUUUUUGAUGAGUUUCAUUUAAUGCCACCAAAUGUUAUUGACAUCCUCCAAGUUUACUUAGAUUUCCAUCAUAAAGUGGACGGCAUCGACUUUCGUAAAGCUGUAUUUAUAUUUUUAUCUAAUCUUGCUUCGGAGAAUAUCAGAACAUUUACUAUAUCGCAAUAUCUGAAAGGUAUUGAUCGACACGAUAUCAAACUACGAGACUUAGAAUCCAGCAUUGCACACACUUCACUCACUGAAAAGGGAGGUUUUUAUGGUAGUGAUCUGAUUAAAAGUCAUGUAGUGACUGCCUAUAUCCCCUUUCUGCCUUUACAGCGUAAACACGUAAAACUAUGCAUCCAUGAUGAACUGCAACGACGUAAUAUGGGCAAGAUCUACACUGAAGAAUUUAUUGACAAAAUAUUAAUAGAAUUACAUUUUGUAAACAGUUUUUCAGAGACUGGCUGUAAACGUGUUUUUGAAAAAGUGGCUUUUGCUCUCGUUAAUGAAGAACUAUGACAUUGAUGGCUAUUGCUCUAUUCGCAGUUUUUACCACUGAAGAUAUUUAAGAAUGUUUUACUGCUCUGUAAAACUCUUCACUUUAUCGAAAAAAUAGAAGAAAUUUAUUUCACCAUUGGACAAUGCUGUUAUUUGUAUUAAAGUCCUUUUUUUUUAA